CAGAGCUGGGCGCUGCGUGUCUCGGGUGGAGUUCCCCGCGAAGACAUUUAUAUCACCAGCACUCCUUCCCAAAACCAUACUUGUGGACUGUUUGGAAAAUAACUUUUUAUUUUAACGAGUGUUUAUUCUUUAUUGUUUUACCUGUUUACAUUACUUUUAUAAAAGGGAUUACUGUGAAGGUAUUGUCAUGGAAGAUCUCAGGAUUCUCAGCUGAACCAUGGACACGUCGCGGGAAAGCUGAUGGUCCCGUUUUUAUCAUUAAAAGAGGAGCCGAAAGGACUAGUUGGAGAGAAGUUGCAAAGCUCCUACUCUCCUUUGUGACUCACCUCCCAUCCACUAUCCCGAGUUUGAUUCAAAGUUAGAAGGCAAGAUGGCGGCCGAUUCCGUGCAGGGGGACACAUUGGGUCACCAAGUGUCCGAGCGCCUCGGCCUGGGCCACAACCUGGACCUGUCCGACACCAUGGUGCAGCAGAAGCUGGAUGAGAUCAAAGACCAGAUCAAGCGCGAGAUCCGCAAAGAGCUAAAGAUCAAAGAGGGUGCCGAGAACCUGCGUAAGGUCACCACUGACAAGAAGAGCCUGGCCUACGUGGACAACAUGCUGAAGAAGUCCAGCAAGAAGGUGGAGGAGCUCCACCAGGAGCUGCAGGAGCUCAACGCCCACAUUGUGGUGAAGGACCCCGAGGAGCUUCUAGUAUCUGAAUGUCCCAUGACCCCCGACACCCUGAGCAGUGAGGCCCGGACCUGCACCAACAGUAGCCGCCUGGCCGCCCUGAAGAGGCAGAAUGACAUUGAGCUCAAAGUCAAACAGGGGGCUGAGAAUAUGAUCCAGAUGUACUCCAACGGCUCCUCCAAGGAUCGCAAGCUGUUAGCUGCAGCCCAACAGAUGCUCCAAGACAGCAAGACGAAGAUUGAAUUCAUCCGCAUGCAAAUCCUCAAAGCCACCCAGGCUAGUGAAAUGGGCUUUGAGAGUAAUGAUGUUCCUGGCACCAAGCCCAUCAUCAGUCCGCUGGACCUGCGGCUGGAGGAGCUGCGACAUCACUUCCGGAUAGAGUCGGCCUUGGCAGAGGGCGCCCGCAAUGUCAUGAAGCUGUUGGACAAGGUGGCCGAGAAGAAGGGACACUCUGAGGCCCAGGCGGUGCUGAAUGACUCCAGUCAGAAGCUGGACCUGCUGAAGUACUCCCUGGAGCAGCGGCUGAGCGAGCUGCCCAAGAACCACCCCAAGAUCAGCGAGGUCAAGGAGGAGCUGGCCAUGGUGGUGUCGCCUCCGCUCAGCCCACGCCAGAGCAUCAUCUCCACACACACCCAGUACAGCACGGUGGCCAAGCCGGCCGCGCUCACUGGUACAUUGGAUGUGAGGCUCAUGGGCUGUCAGGACCUGCUGGAGACCGUUCCGGGCCGCGCCAAGGGAGGGACGAUGACGCUGCCAGGCUGGAGCCCCAGCGACGCCCGCUCCUCCUUUAUGAGCCGCAGUAACAAAAACCGUGGCAGCAGCAGUCGUAACCUCUCCAAGUCCGACGAGCUGACCAAUGAGAUCAGUGCUGUGCUGAAGUUGGAUAACACCGUGGUGGGCCAGACCAGCUGGAAGCCUGUCAGUAACCAGGCCUGGGACCAGAAGUUUACCCUCGACCUGGACAGGUCACGUGAGCUGGAGAUUGCGGUGUACUGGCGCGACUGGCGCUCCCUGUGUGCUGUCAAGUUCUUGCGACUGGAGGACUUCCUGGACAACGAGCGCCAUGGCAUGUGCCUGUACCUGGAGCCACAGGGCACACUGUUCGCUGAGGUUACCUUUUUCAACCCAGUUAUUGAGAGAAGACCUAAACUACAAAGACAAAAGAAAAUCUUCUCCAAGCAGCAAGGGAAAACGUUCCUGCGUGCGCCACAGAUGAAUAUCAACAUUGCCACAUGGGGUCGGCUGGUCAGGAGGGCCAUCCCCUCGGUUAACAACUCCUACAGUCCCCAGGUGCCCGACCUGUCAGAGCUGGGCCCCGAGAACACCCCUAUCGGCCCCGCAGACUCCCCCACACUCUCCAGCAACACUACAGUGACCAAACUUGACUUUGACAAAGAGGACACCCCUCUACACAAGCGUCACUCGAUCGCUGUGGACAUGCCCGAGGCACUGGCAGAGGGCAAGCUUCCGGAUGGAAAAGCAGUGCAGGAUGCACUGGCGACCUUUGACUUCCUGAACGACCGGCGGAGCAGCAUGGUGGUGGGGCCCCCGGGCCACGACAGUCUGGUUGAGGACGAGACCCCGCAGCCGGAGCUCGAGCUCACCGCCGUCCAGCCCAAAGCAGAGAUCAAGGAAGAAGAGGAAUUCCAGUUCAGCCUCAACGACUUCAAAUGUGUUGCAGUCCUUGGCCGUGGACACUUUGGGAAGGUCUUACUGGCUGAGUACAGGAGCACGGGGGAAAUGUUUGCCAUCAAGGCUCUGAAGAAAGGUGACAUUGUGGCUCGCGAUGAGGUGGACAGUCUUAUGUGUGAGAAGCGCAUCUUUGAGACGGUGAACAGCGUGCGGCACCCGUUCCUGGUCAACUUGUUCGCCUGCUUCCAGACCCGAGAGCAUGUGUGCUUCGUUAUGGAGUAUGCUGCUGGAGGCGACCUCAUGAUGCACAUCCACGCUGACGUCUUCUCUGAACCCCGCGCUGUUUUCUAUGCUGCUUGUGUGGUCCUAGGAUUGCAGUUCCUUCAUGAUCAUAAGAUCGUCUACAGAGACCUGAAGUUGGAUAAUCUCUUGCUGGAUACAGAAGGCUAUGUGAAGAUCGCUGACUUUGGCUUGUGUAAAGAAGGCAUGGGGUUCCGUGACCGCACCAGCACGUUCUGCGGCACGCCCGAGUUCCUGGCUCCGGAAGUGUUGACAGAGACGUCGUACACCCGGGCAGUGGACUGGUGGGGUCUGGGUGUACUCAUCUUCGAGAUGCUCGUCGGGGAGUCACCAUUCCCCGGUGAUGAUGAAGAGGAGGUGUUUGACAGCAUUGUCAACGAUGAAGUUCGCUACCCACGAUUCCUCUCCACAGAAGCCAUCUCUAUCAUGAGAAGGUUGUUGAGGCGAAACCCGGAAAGGCGUCUGGGAGCUGGGGAGAAAGAUGCAGAGGAAGUGAAGAGGCAUCCUUUCUUUAGAAGCGUAGACUGGAAUGGCCUCCUGACUAAGAAGGUCCGGCCGCCCUUCGUCCCCACCAUCAAGGGAGCCGAGGACGUCAGCAACUUCGACGACGAGUUCACCUCCGAGGCACCCAUCCUGACGCCGCCCCGUGAGCCCAGGAUCCUCACCUCCAACGAGCAGGAGAUGUUUGGUGACUUCGACUACAUCGCUGACUGGUGUUAGCGACUCCCAUCCACCCUUCAAUUACAAAACGAAAAAAAAAAAAACACCAAACCAAACGUCAACUCUGCCCCGCCCUCUGUUGUCAUGUUCAAUACUGUGAACCCCCACUCACUGAACAAGCAAGACUCGCCCAUCGCAACGAGCGGUCAGGGUCGUCCACCCACCGCCAUCCUACAUUUUUAUGGAUUUGCUCGUUUUCUUCCUUUCCUCCUCUUCCCUGUGCCAUUGAAGGGACUCGUUUUUUUAAAGGAGGGACAUUUUUUAACUAAAAUCAACCGAAAAAAAUCUGUACCCACAAAUAUGAGUAUAUGUAUAGGUGUAUGCCCUAUAUGGUAUCCAUUUUGUCUUGUCGGAGCACUGGGAUUGUUUAAAAUGGACUCCUUUUGUAUAAGAUCUCAACUGGAUGACUCAUGCUUUUGUGUCAUUUUCCCCCUCUUGUUGGUAUGCUGAGCUUUGUCAAAGUAAUACUUUUUUUUUGUCACUUAAUGUAAAACAAAUCCUCCACCUUUUUUGUUCAUGUAAAAAAAAACACUAUGUUAAUAUUUCAUCAGCCUCAAAGUCAGAGAAAUGUGCCUGUUAAUGGAAGAGGCUGAGUGUAUCUGAGCGGUUAUUGGACUGUAGUCUAGCCUGGUGGGGGGGGGGGGCGUUUAAGUGCUUCCUCUCUCCACAUACAGUAUGGACUGAAAAAGGACCUCUGUGCACAUCUAAGACAAUCAUUGGCUGUCUCCCCAUUCACAACACUACAUCUUCCCCUUUUUUAUAUUUAUGUUUUAUUUUUAUUUUUUAUUCUCUUGUUUUUCUUCACCCCAUAAUGCCUUAAAUUCUCUCAUGGAUGAAGGGCUUACAAAAACGAUAAUAGUCAGGUACUAAAAGAAAACUACCAAAGCUAGCUGCCAAAUACUCCUCCCGCUCAAGGUCUUUAGGUAAUCAACAAGACAUUGGCCAAGAUGGUGAAGUUAAUGGAUGUGUGCAUUUAAAACUUCAAGAAGUUGUUUCACAGUGAUAAAGGAAAAAAAUGCAUUGGGUUUUCAACUAUUUGAUGGUUUUUUUCCAAACUCUUCCAGAUCCCUGUUAACAAUCAUGUACUCUUACAAAAAAAGUAAGUUAUAGUUUUAUACUGUAUUUUUAGAGUAAUAGCAUUUUGAAUCUGCUGUAUGGUAUGAUCUGUUUUUGUUUUUAAUAUAUGGAUGUAUGGACAUCAAAAAAGGAGAGGGCAGCUCGAACUUGAGAGCGAUUCUGAACUUCUCAAAACGGAAUGUAAAAAUGUAUAUUCAUCAGAAUGAAAACAAAGUGUAUAUUUUUUUUCUUUUGUUUGGCAUGCAUGUAUGCCAAAACAGGCUGUAUUUUAAAUAGUGUUUUUUAAAGGACCUUUGUAGUCUGGCUCUUUUGAAAUAUCGCCUGAACUCUGUCCGUUAUGGGAUGCCAUGUGAAGAGGGACUGGCUCUGGUCAUCGUUUUUGCAGACUUGGAUGUUGACCUCAUUAUCCUCCCUGGUCCCGUGACAUUGUAGCACUUGGGCAUUGAAGUAUGGAGGCCUGGGGAUGCAGACUGUUUAAUGAUGCUGGCUGGUUGCCCCUCCUUGGACUAGGGCAUGUGGACCCACAGUGCAUUGGGUGGGCCUGGACUAUGAGGACGUCUGAGGUAGCCCCCCACCCUCUCACACACAUACAACCAAGGGAACCACACUAACUGGUUCCACUCAGUGGAUCACCAAAAAAACACUCAAUAGAACUUUCAGCUUGAUCCUGGUCGUCUUGUCUACGUCCCAUCCACCCCGACCUCUCGUUUUCCUCUACACACCACCCCCCACCCCUUCCAAAGGAGCUUCUGUGAGGAAUGUAUGCGCUGAAUAAACGGAUGGAGAUCCUGUGUUUUA
Messenger RNA from Alosa alosa (allis shad), 5197 nucleotides. It is a transcript of the gene pkn2b, whose product is annotated as protein kinase N2b. Gene Ontology annotation, molecular function: protein serine/threonine kinase activity; ATP binding; small GTPase binding. Gene Ontology annotation, biological process: signal transduction; protein phosphorylation. The transcript is spliced from 22 exons. The coding region runs from base 371 to 3322 and encodes 983 amino acids. NCBI's taxonomy places the organism in Eukaryota, Metazoa, Chordata, Actinopteri, Clupeiformes, Clupeidae. The record is from RefSeq and is a predicted model, not a curated record.